Molecule: messenger RNA, 2501 nt
Organism: Scleropages formosus (Asian bonytongue)
Lineage: Eukaryota; Metazoa; Chordata; Actinopteri; Osteoglossiformes; Osteoglossidae
Gene: parn
Product: poly(A)-specific ribonuclease (deadenylation nuclease)
Exons: 26
Coding region: 197-2266 (689 amino acids)
Biological process (GO): siRNA 3'-end processing; priRNA 3'-end processing; nuclear-transcribed mRNA poly(A) tail shortening
Cellular component (GO): nucleus; cytoplasm
Molecular function (GO): RNA binding; metal ion binding; poly(A)-specific ribonuclease activity
Source: RefSeq, a predicted model, not a curated record
UGCUCCCAUUCAUUCUGAUUCUCCUGUGCUAGCACUGUGAGCACUAUUAAAUUCGAGGCCAGGCGUCAUUUCCUCUUUGAAAGUUAACCACGUGGUGCAUCACCGUACCCCGGAUGUGCUUGAGCCGAAAGGCUAAAGGGGAACUGGACCACAGUGCGAGAGAAGCUACCGGUAUUUUGUUUUCGAGUCUGCAGGGAUGGAGGUUACAAGGAAAAAUUUUAAAGAGAGCUUAAACACCAUUUACACCGCGAUAGAAGAGGCAGACUUUCUCGCAAUCGAUGGCGAAUUUUCUGGUAUAAGUGACGGACCCUCAGUCAGUGCGUUAACCAAUGGCCUGGAUACCCCAGAAGAGCGAUAUCAUAAGCUGAAAAAGCAUUCCAUGGACUUCCUGCUUUUUCAGUUUGGCCUCUGCACAUUUAAAUAUGAACAGUCAGAAUCAAAGUAUGUUAUGAAGUCUUUCAAUUUUUACAUAUUCCCAAAGCCAUUUAGCAGGAGUUCCCCAGACAUCAAAUUUGUGUGCCAGAGUUCCAGCAUAGAUUUCCUUGCAAGUCAGGGAUUUGAUUUCAACAAAGUGUUUUGCAAUGGUAUCCCCUACCUAAACCAGGAGGAAGAGGGCCAGCUUCGAGAACAGUUGGAGGACAAGCGGUUUCAGUCCAAUGGUGCUCAGUCAUUCAUCUCUCCCAGUUCCUGUAAGGGACCUGUCAGUGUGCCUGAGGAACAUAAGGAUUUCAUUAAUGAAGUGCUUGACAAAGUGGAAGAUCUGUUGAACAAUUCAGAUAAAAGCUUCAAACUGGAGCCUUGCACAGGAUUUCAGAGGAAGCUCAUCUACCAGACAUUAAACUGGAAGUAUCCUAAAGGCCUUCAUGUGGAGACUUUAGAAAAUGAGAAGAAGGAGAGAUACAUUUUGAUCAGUAAGGUGGAUGAUGAAGAGCGAAAAAGAAGAGAGCAAGAGAAGCAGGAAAAAGAACAGGAAGAGCUGAACGAUGCUGUCGGGUUCUCUAGAGUCAUUCAUGCAAUCUCCCAGUCAGCCAAGCUGGUCAUUGGCCAUAACAUGCUACUUGAUGUAAUGCACACCAUACACCAGUUCUACUGCCCUCUUCCAGAGGACUUAAAUGACUUCAAAGAGGUCACUAUGUGUGUCUUUCCUAGGCUGUUGGAUACAAAACUGAUGGCAUCAACACAGCCAUUUAAGGAGCUUAUUUCUAACACAUCACUAGCAGAACUAGAGAGGCAGCUCAAAGAGGCUCCUUUCAAACCUCCAAAAGUUGAGAGUGCUGAUGGCUUUCCACGGUACGACACAGCCAGUGAACAGCUCCAUGAAGCCGGGUAUGAUGCCUACAUCACCGGCCUGUGCUUCAUCUCCAUGGCAAACUACCUAGGGACCUUUCUAACUCCCCCAAGAGACCACAUUUCUGCCAGGUCCAAGCUCAUUGAGCCAUUUUUUAACAAACUUUUUCUAAUGAGAAUUAUUGACAUCCCAUACCUCAAUAUCAGUGGACCUGACUUACAACCCAAGCGGGACAAUGUACUGUAUGUCACCUUCCCCAAAGAGUGGAAGACCAGUGAUCUUUACCAGCUCUUCAGUGCUUUUGGGAAUAUCCAGGUUUUUUGGAUUGAUGAUACAUCUGCUUUUGUGUCCUUGAGUCAGACAGACCAGGUACAAAUUGCUGUGAAUACCAGCCGCUAUGCUGAAAGUUACCGCAUCCAAACGUAUGCAGAAUACAUGGAGAGCAGGCUGGAGGAAAAGCAGAACUGCAGGAGGUUCACUGAGUGUGGCUGGUUGAAGUCUCCAUAUAGCACCUCUGCUGUAGUGUCUGGCUAUGGAUUCAACAGGACCCUCACGGGGAAGCGGAGCUUCAGUCCCAUCCAGGAGGAGCAGAUUCCUGAAGAGACGGAGGGUGUCAUUGGUGGAACCUGGAGCCAUGCUAGUGUCACUCAGGAUAUCAGGAAUAAGAGCAAGAAGAUGAAAACUGAUGCCACAGGUGGGAGCAGAACAGUAGAAGGUGCUGCUGUCCAGGUCCCUGGUUACCCUGUGGGCAGUACUUCUGAAGACAGCUGGCUUACUUCUCAAACACCAGGAGAGAAGAGGAGCAUGAGUCCAAUCCAGGAGGAGCAGUAUUCUGAUGAGGGGGAUGGCUACGCUAGUACCUGGCACCAGGACCGUUCUGCUCAGGGCAAAAAGGGCUGCAAGCACAAGAAAAGGAAAAUUGAAGGACCAGAAUCCUCUUCAUCCUCAGCCCUAUUUGAUGUCCCCCAGGUUUGGUAGGGCGGCCCUCUUGGCUGAUGCUCUUCUCCUGGGCUGGGGAAGUUUCCAUGGGAAACACCUGACCAGCUUUAAAAGCCAUAUGAAUGUCAGCCUUGACGAACGGGUAAAAGCGGAUUCAAGCUCUCUUCCUUCAAAAGAGGAUCACACAGAUGAAUUUGUGCACCUAUUUUUGUUUUCGUUUUUGUGUGUGAUUAAAGUCUUGUAAAUGUUCAGAUGUGACACCCCCCCCCCCCCC